Molecule: messenger RNA, 1744 nt
Organism: Astrephomene gubernaculifera
Lineage: Eukaryota; Viridiplantae; Chlorophyta; Chlorophyceae; Chlamydomonadales; Astrephomenaceae
Source: the annotation of a GenBank genome assembly
AUUAAACAAUCCAACAUAGCUGUCAAGAGAGUUUCCAUGUGUAUGCUUGACCUCACAGCUUCGUAUUCUGCCACGAUCUCUUGUGACGUAUUCAGUUCGGAUAAUCUUUUGCCGACUUUGGAAUAGAACUGUACUUUGGAGCGACUUUGUCUCGGGGCACACGCCGGCGCGUGUCAAGAACAAGCCUCUUGCAACCACCGUCGAGAUGUGCUAGUAGAUACCAGCCUUUCUUCAGAUUAUUGUAAGCAUCCUUUAGCGAUGGCACCUGUAAAUGUUGGACACGCUUCCGCGGAGCAAGCAGUCAUCUGCAUAGAGGAAGUCGACGAUGGUCGCCAAUACAAUUUUUCCUUUAAGCGUCUAUUGAAAUUUAUGGGGCCGGGAAUCCUCAUGUCCAUAGCCUAUGUGGACCCAGGCAACCUCGAAAGCGACCUACAAGCCGGGGCCCAAGCGGGAUACGUGCUGCUAUGGCUGCUGCUAUUCAGUACAUUCAUGGGCCUGGUGGUUCAGAUGCAGGCCGCCAAGCUGGGGGUGGUCACCGGACAGCACCUGGCGCAGCACUGCAGGCAGCAGUACCCGCCCGUCCCCCGCAUCGCGCUGUGGCUGAUGGCGGAGGUGGCCAUCAUCGGCAGCGACGUGCAAGAGGUGAUCGGCAGCGCCAUCGCACUGGCGCUGCUCAGCGGCGGGCGGCUGCCGCUGUGGGCGGGGGUGCUGCUCACGGCGGCGGACUCGUUCGCGCUGUUGUUCAUUGAGAAGCUGGGGAUACGGGUGCUGGAGGGUUUCUUCGGCGGCAUGGUGGGGCUGAUGGUGGUUGCAUUCGGCGUCAUGUACGGCCGGGCGGAUGUGCCGCUGGGGGAGGUGGUGCGGGGCUUCACAGUGCCGCGACUGCCGCGGAAGGAUGUGCCGGUGGCUGUCGCGCUGAUGGGAUCGCUCAUCAUGCCGCACAACAUCUACCUGCACUCGGCGCUGGUGCAGACGCGGCAGCUGGGCAGCGACCGGCCGGCCGCCAAGCGGGAGGCGCUGACGUACUUUGGGAUCGAGAGCGCGCUGUCGCUGGUGGUGGCGGUGGUGAUCAACCUGUUCAUCACGGCCGUGUUCGCGGCGGGGUUCUACGGCGCGGGGUUGCCGGAGAUCGGGCUGCAGAACGCGGGGCGGUACCUGGGUGACACGUACGGACAGCCGGUGGUGUACAUCUGGGCUCUGGGGCUGCUGGCCGCGGGUCAAUCGUCCACCAUGACGGGCACCUACACGGGGCAGUUCGUCAUGGGGGGAUACCUGGACCUCAAGGUGUCCCCCUGGGCCCGAGUGGCGCUCACCCGCGCAGUGGCCAUCGCGCCCACGCUGGUGGUGGCGCUGCUGUGCGGCACCGGGGCGGGCGGUGGCGGCAGCAACAAGCUCGACCAGCUGAACCAGGCGCUCAACCUGCUGCAGAGCAUCCAGCUGCCCUUUGCGCUGGUGCCGGUCCUCACCUUCACCUCCUCCCGAGCCAUCAUGGGCGAGUUCGCCAACUCCCUGCCCCUCACCCUCCUCUGCUGGGCCAUUGCCGGCGUGGUGGUGAUGAUCAACAUGCUCGCCGUGUACGAGGUGGCGUACGAGGCGGUAGUGGCCGACCCGUGGGUCAGUGGGCUGGUGCUGGCGGUGCUGGUGGUGCUCUACUUGGCGCUGGUGGGCUACCUGGUGUUUGGGCCGCAGUCGCAGCUGGGGCAGUGGGUGCGGUGCUGCAGGGGGUGUGUUGCAGGACGGCAGG